AGAUGCGUUGCAGCUGUCACAUAUAUUAGUUCGACUCGAUCAGCGCCAGCGUCAAGGUCGAAGAAUCGCGUGUGCCCCGCAAUCGAAAGUACAUUUUUGGCUGGCUUCGAAUCGCGUGUGUUGCUGCUGCAAUUGUGAUAUUUCCCAGCAUGAUAUUCGUUUUAAGAUCACUGGGAUUCCUGCUUUUUUCAGCGCUUCUGUUGCACUGCGCAGUUGACGCACAACAAAAUUGCCGCAAUCCCAAUCAAAAUGUUGGCUACUGCAUAUCCAUCUAUGACUGCCCCAGUCUGCUCAGAGUCCUCGAGAAGCCAAACCUCAGCAACGAUGAGCGCCGAUUUCUGCAGAAUUCGCAAUGUUUGAAUGGAUUUGGCCGACAGCCGUAUGUUUGCUGUACUCGAGAUACAAAUUUCGCGGAUAUGCAGCGCACAACAGCAAAUAUGCCAGUUGAAGUGACAACAACAACAACAACAACAAUUCGGUCAACUGAUACGACAACAGCAACAACUACAACAAGCACAACUCAAACCAGUACAAAUAAUAACGGUAACAACUUGUUGCCUCAGGCACCGGCUUGUGGCCCAAACUCAUUUCAGAAUCGAAUUUACAAUGGCAACGACACAGCGCUGGAUGACUUUGUAUGGAUGGCUCUCUUGGAAUAUAGAAGUCGUGAUGGCCAACGCCUUUUGAACUGUGGCGGCAGCUUAAUUAAUAAUCGAUAUAUACUAACCGCUGCCCAUUGUGUCACUGGCGAAAUUCUGACCGUAGUGGGGCAACUCAUCCAAGUGCGCCUUGGCGAGUACGACAUCGGCAGUGACUUGGAUUGCGUGAAUGACCUCUGUAAUCCACCCAUUCUCGAGUUUGGUGUCGAAGAUGUUAUACCACAUCCACAAUACGAUCCAGCUAGUAGGCAUAAGCAUCAUGAUAUCGCUCUCGUACGCCUUAACGCACCUGUCACUCUCAACGCGUACAUUCAACCCGUCUGUCUGCCUCUGGCCAGCGUCCGUUCAGCCAUUGACAAUAUGGAGCAACUCGUUGUCAGUGGCUGGGGACGGACACUACUGAGACGCCAAAGCAACAUUAAGCAGCGUCUUGAUGUGCCCGUCUCAGAUCCCGAUUACUGUGUUAAGAAAUUCGCCACGCGGAAUAUUGAUGUGAUUCCCUCCCAGUUGUGCGCUGGCGGCGAAUUCUCUCAGGAUAGCUGUGAUGGGGACUCGGGUGGUCCGCUGAUGCGUUUCAAAAAUGCUUGGUAUCUGGAGGGCGUUGUCUCCUUUGGCAAUCGUUGCGGACUGGAGGGUUGGCCAGGGGUUUAUACCCGUGUUGCAAACUAUAUGGACUGGAUUGAGAACACAAUUCGGCCUUAACUGUAGAGGGAAUGAAGUUAACGAAGUACACCUUUUGUUAGAAUAAGUUCUAAUUAAAGAGAGAGGGAGAGAGUGAGAGAGUCGAACUUGACCAA
This is a messenger RNA of Drosophila grimshawi, 1456 nucleotides long. RefSeq names its product serine protease 7 (gene Sp7). The transcript has 5 exons. Gene Ontology annotation, molecular function: serine-type endopeptidase activity. NCBI's taxonomy places the organism in Eukaryota, Metazoa, Arthropoda, Insecta, Diptera, Drosophilidae. The coding region runs from base 150 to 1361 and encodes 403 amino acids. The record is from RefSeq and is a predicted model, not a curated record. Gene Ontology annotation, biological process: proteolysis.